Molecule: messenger RNA, 3042 nt
Organism: Closterium sp. Naga37s-1
Lineage: Eukaryota; Viridiplantae; Streptophyta; Zygnematophyceae; Desmidiales; Closteriaceae
Source: the annotation of a GenBank genome assembly
AUGUCGCGCGGGGGUGCGGACGCGCGCAAUUCUACGGGGGGGUCCGCGGGCGCGGAUCCGUCAGCGCCCGGGGGCGAGGGCGCGGAGCCGUCGACGGGGUACGGGGCGCUGUUCCGGCUGGCGCUGCCGUCCAUUCUGCUGCAGAGCGGCGCGCCCCUGGCGAUCACAGUGCAGACGGCGCUGCUGGGUCGCAAGGACACGCAACUCGUCGCCGCGUGGGCCGUCGUCGCCAGUGAGUUCGCAGAGACCGCAUGGAACCGCGUCUCGGGGCAUGGGGAUGCGCGCGCGGGGCAUGGAGAUGCGCGCGCGGGGCGUGGGGAUGCGCGCACGGGGCAUGGGGAUGCGCGCGCGGGGCGUGGGGAUGCGCGCGCGGGGCAUGGGGAUGCGCGCGUGGGGCAUGGGGAUGCGCGCGCGGGGCGUGGGGAUGCGCGCGCGGGGCAUGGGGACUCGCGCGUGGGGCAUGGGGAUGCGCGUGCGGGGCAUGGGGAUGCGCGCGUGGGGCAUGGGGAUGCGCGCGUGGGGCAUGGGGAUGCGCGCGUGGGGCAUGGGGAUGCGCUUGCGGGGCAUGGGGAUGCGCGCGUGGGGCAUGGGAAUGCGCGCGUGGGGCAUGGGGAUGCGCGCGUGGGGCAUGGGGAUGCGCGUGCGGGCCAUGGGGAUGCGCGCGCGGGGCAUGGGGAUGCGCGCACCGGGCGUGGGGAUGCGCGUGUGGGGCAGAGGGAUGCGUGUGUGAGGCAUGGGGAUGCGUGCGUGGGGCCAACAGACGCGGCCACGAAUGCAGCGACAGUCAUUUUCAACUUCCUUGUUGUCGGCGUCACAGCCAAGGUCACUAAGGUGGUGGCAGUGGGGGCGUGGGCGCAAGUGGGGGUGCGGAUCCGCCUUGCAUUCGCCAUGGCUCUAGCCACCAGUGCAGUGGCCGUGGCGCUGCUGCUGUGCUCGCAGGGACUGCUGUGGGCGCUGCUAAAUGACUCGCCAUCCGUGCUGCAGUACGCUAAGAGUUACUUUUACUUGAGAGUCAUGGGCGUGCCGCCACAGCUGCUGGUCAUGUGCACUUCGGGCGUGCUGCAGGGAUACAAGCACGUGGCGCUGGUGGCAUGGCUGCAGGCAGCACGGGCGCUGCUAGACGUUGCCGCCUCCUAUCUCUCCCUCUACGUCCUUGACUGGGGCAUCGUGGGUGUGGGCAUCGGCACCUUCCUCGCAUCCUGCACCGUCGCAGCUGUUUCCAUUGCCUGUAUCCUCCUCCUGCCGCCUCCCCAGGGCAAAGGAAAGAUUGUUGUGUUCCCACCGAUCUUGUCGUUUCUGGCUCGGAAGGUCACCGUGCCGCAGGUUCUGCUCUGCCGAGCCUUGAGCCAGCGGGUUUCCCGGACCUGCUCGAAGGUUCGGGUGGGUGGUGCGGCGGCAUUGGCAGACGCUCAGAUGCUGCUGCUGGAUGGGAGGGAGAGGGAAGGGGCUGGGAAGGAGGUGGGCAUGAUAGAGGAGAGAGUUUUGGAGCUUCUUGAAGGGAGAAUGUUUAAGGCGGGUAGAGGUGUUGUUUCAGAGUAUCAGGUUGAUCAACGGCCAGAUGGGUGUGGACGCAGUCGUGGGGCAGGAGAAAAGUACGAGCAGGCAAUUGGAGUGGGAGGUAGGGAGGAGGGAAGGGAUGAGGAGGGAAGUGAUGCAGAAAUGGUGGGGAAGGAAGGUGAAGCAGACGAGGAGGGAAGGGGGAUUCCAGUGGUUGCUGCAAAGGAUAGCAGGCUUGCAGUUGAAGAGCAUGUAAACGAGCGUGACGAGAAUGCUUAUAACGAGGACAAUUUUGUGGGCGUGGAUGGAAGGGGCGCGAUGGAGGGGGGCUGUGCGGAGCAUGUGGAGGUUAGAGUGGUGGUGGGGAGGGAGGAAACUUCCACGAUGCUGCUUUUGAAGACUGAGAAGGAGGAGAGAGUGGAGAAGAGGGGGAGCGUGGGGAGGGAGAAGGGAGGGAGUGCGGAAGGGAAGUGCAAGGCAGAGGAGAUGGAGGAGGAGAGGAUAAACGAGGUGCUGAACGAAAGCACGUGGACGUUUCUGUGGGACGGAUUGAGCACCAUUCUCAGAAGCACCCUUGUACAGGUGUGUGCGACUGCGGAUGGGUGGGUGUGCAUGUGUGGGUGUGCAUGUGUGGGUGUGCAUGUGUGGGUGCUGCAUGUGUGGGUGCUGCAUGUGUGGGUGUGCAUGUGUGGGUGUGCAUGUGUGGGUGUGCAUGUGUGGGUGUGCAUGUGUGGGUGUGCAUGCGUGCGCGUGAGUGACUCUCUUUCUUGCUCGUGCUCGCCUGUGCUACCAUCUAUUAGACACCUCAAUAAGCCCGGCCUGUCGCCCACCCGCCCGUCCACACACCCGCUCUCCCCAUCACAGCUCUCUUUCUUCCUCGUGCUCGCCUGUGCCACAUCACUCGGGGUGCAUGCCGUGGCUGCUCAUCAGAUCCUAAUGCAGCUGUGGAUGGUCAACAUCUACAUUGCAGACGGCUUCGCCACAGCGGGCACCAUCGUGGCCAGCAGCCUGGCGGGAAGGAUGGCGCAGGCGCAAACCAGGGGGGAGCAUGCCGCGCUGCUGGCGGAUCUGAGGCUCACCUGCUGGCGUGUGCUGCGCAUGGGGCUGAUGGCAGGCAUCCUCAUCUGUGUGGCAUACAUAUUCUUGGAGCAUCACAUUGUCGCGCUCUUCACAUACGACGAGACCACCAGGGCGCAGCUGAAGCACGUGUGGCUCUUCCUCGCGCUCAUGCAGCCGCUCAACUCCGUGGUAUUCGUGUACGAUGGGCUCAUCUAUGCGGCUCAGGCCUUCUCCUACAUGGCAGCGUGCUUGGCAGUUGGCUUCUUCACGCUCUUCCUUCCUGUCGUCUUUCCCCCUCCCUUCGUUUACCGUCUCCCUCUUCUUUUACUCCUCCUCCCCCCCGCAUCCCUUGCCGCUUUCCCAUUCCCAUUUCACCAACUCCCUCUUCUCCUCCAUCUCUUCCCCUCCCUCCCUUCUCCCUUCUUCCAAUUCAGGACGCUUCUAGCCGCGUGGGCGGCCAAGGGGGUCCUCAACACGAUGACUUAA